Molecule: messenger RNA, 3255 nt
Organism: Saccostrea cuccullata (small rock oyster)
Lineage: Eukaryota; Metazoa; Mollusca; Bivalvia; Ostreida; Ostreidae
Exons: 2
Coding region: 1-3255 (1084 amino acids)
Biological process (GO): DNA integration
Molecular function (GO): nucleic acid binding; zinc ion binding
Source: RefSeq, a predicted model, not a curated record
AUGUAUCUCAAAGAAAGACAUCCGAAAAAUGUAGAAGAAAUGUCAAAUCUCGCAGACCAAUUUAUUGAAGCUCAUGGUUAUACUUCAUUCACUAAAGACUUACAAGUUUUUCAGAAGCAACCAUCAAGCACUUUCAACGUUCACAGUAACAGCAUUCAAAAGCAACAGACGUACCAAGGAUCACUACAGCAAAAAGGUGAGAGAAAAUGUUACAUCUGUGGGAAAAGUGGACAUUUGGCAAGAAACUGUUUCUCCAAGCAGAAGAUUCCUCGAGCAGUACCUACUUCGCACAAUACUCAAAAGGCUGCGAUGUUACAGAGUCAACAUAACUGUGAGUUGAAUUGCAUAAAAUCUAAUAACAGUUCUAGUUCCAACUUACAGAAUUCUGCUGAAGUAAGGACGGACAACGCAAUAUCGUAUCAAAAUCAGCCUCACAUAGGAUCAGCAUGCAUCCCUCAACAUAAACUGUUGCAGUGUUGUGUCACAGACGGACUUGUUAAACUUGCAUGUGGACACGUAUUACCUGUUAUUGGAGGCGUCUGUAAGGUUUGUGAAAAGAUGCCCAUUGCUAUGGGUUAUGUUGGUGAGAACUUUGUUAAGGUAUUAAGAGACUCAGGUUGUAGUGGUGUUGUUGUGAAGAGAGAUUUGGUUACAGAUGAUCAGCUGACUGGACAAGUGCAGAGAUGUGUUCUGAUAGACGGCACAGUUCGUACAGUAGAGGAGGCUUCUAUCUAUGUGGACACUCCCUACUUCACAGGUAAUAUCAAUGCUUUAUGUAUGAAAGAACCUGUUUACGAUCUUAUCAUAGGUAACAUCGAUGGUGCCAGAAAUCAGACGGAUCCUGAUCCACAGUGGUGUAGAAAGGACGAAAGAGAAGAGUGUAAUCAAGUUCUUCAAGCAGUACAGACAAGGAAUCAAAAGAAAAAAGAAGACAAAGGUAUGAAAAAGCUAAAAGUUACAGAUUUAGUGGAUACUGAUUUGACAAUUGAUCAGAUGAAACAACUUCAGAUGGACGAUUCUUCCUUGAAAGUGUAUCGUGAGCAUGCAGCGACUGGCAGAAAGAAGAACAUAGGUGAAAAUAUAGAGACAUGGUUUAGUGUUGAAAGAGGACUGUUGUACAGACAUUAUCAUUCAAAAAAGGUUAGUGAUCAAAAACUGUAUAAACAACUUGUUGUUCCAGAACCUUUGCGACAGAAAGUUAUGAAGAUUGCGCACGACAGUAUCCUAGGCGGACAUCUUGGUACAAAGAAGACUCUAGACCGCAUCAUGUCGAAUUUCUAUUGGCCUGGAAUCCAGGGUGAUGUAAGGAGAUAUUGCCAAUCCUGUGACAUAUGCCAAAGAACAUUUCCUAAGGGCAAAGUGACGAAGGUGCCGUUGGAGAAAAUGCCACUUAUUGAUACACCAUUUGAACGAGUAGCCGUAGAUUUGGUAGGUCCGCUUUCUCCAAUUACUGACAAAGGCAAUAGAUACAUUUUGACUGUUGUAGAUUACAGUACUAGGUAUCCAGAGGCGGUUGCAUUGAAGAACAUCGAUACAGAGACGGUGGCAGAAGCGCUGGUAGAGAUAUUCAGCAGAGUUGGCAUUCCAAAAGAAGUACUGUCAGACAUGGGUACGCAAUUUACCUCCAACAUUAUGAAAGAGGUGGGUCGACUUUUAUCAUUUAAGCAAUUAGUAACAACUCCAUACCAUCCAGCAUGUAAUGGACUAGUAGAAAAGUUCAAUGGUACUUUGAAGUCAAUGAUGAAGAAAAUGAGUUCUGAAAGACCAAAAGACUGGGAUAGAUACUUACCUGCAUUGUUAUUUGCUUAUCGAGAAGUUCCACAAGAAAGUACUAAAUUUUCUCCAUUUGAUCUAGUUUAUGCACGUAAUGUUAGGGGACCUAUGGCAGUUUUGAAGGAACUGUGGACAAAGGAAGAGAAGGACCCGGAAGUGAAAACUACUUACCAGUAUGUGCUUGACCUGAAGGAGCGAUUGGCAAGAACGUGUGAGCUGGCUCAGAGAGAACUUCAGAAAUCUAAAGACCAUCACAAGAAACAGUAUGAUAAAAGAACAAAGCCGAGAUCUUUCAAGGUUGGUGAUUUCGUUCUUCUUUUGCUUCCAACAGACCAUAACAAACUUUUAAUGCAGUGGAAAGGACCUUUCAAAGUAGUUGAUAGAAAAGGACAAACUGAUUACCAGAUAGACAUGAAUGGACAUAUUCGUUUGUUUCAUGCAAAUUUAUUGAAGAAAUACAAUGUUCGAGAGGAAAGGAAUACAGACUCGCCAACAACUUUAGCAUCUUGUGUCGUUUUGGAAUCUGAAGAAACAGAGGACUCAAGUAAUGAACAUUUGUUACAUCUUCUUCCAAUGAAGGCAACAGAAUCAUUCAAAGAUGUCAAGGUAAACCAUUCACUGUCAUCAGAUCAGCUUGAAAACAUAAAUGAUGUGUUACAUGAAUUUCAGGAAGUUUUAACAGAUCUACCUGGUAGAACGAAUGUUAUCCAGCAUGAAGUUCAUCUCACUACCAAAGAACCAAUCAGAAACAGACCAUAUCAGAUACCGUAUGCAGUCAGAAGUGCAGUCCGAGAAGAAAUACAGCAUAUGAUUGACAUGGAUAUCAUCGAACCAUCAGAAUCACCGUAUGCUAGUUCGAUUGUCGUGGCAAAGAAGUCCGAUGGUAGCCAGAGAAUAUGUGUGGAUUUUCGUAACUUGAACAAGGUAACGAUUUUUGAUCCAGAACCAAUGCCAGAUCCAGAUGAAAUCAUGACUAAAAUUAGUAACAGUCGUUUCUUUUCUAAACUUGAUUUAUGUAAGGGAUAUUGGCAGAUUCCAAUGAGAGAAGAAGAUAGAGACUUAACAUCAUUUUUAACACCAGAUGGUUUGUACAGGUUUAAAGUAAUGCCCUUCGGUAUGAAGAACAGCCCAGCUACUUUUAAUAGACUCAUGCGGAAAAUUCUAAAAGGUUUAGAGCAUACUGAUAGUUUUGUUGAUGACAUUCUCAUUCAUACAGAAACUUUUGAAGAACAUAUUACAGAACUAAGAAAAGUGCUGGAGAGACUACAGAGAGCACAAUUAACAGCAAAACCAUCAAAAUGUGAGUUAGCGCAGACGAGACUAGAGUACUUGGGUCAUGUUAUUGGAGGAGGUACCUUACAGCCAACCAACAAGAAGCUGAGAGCUAUCCAAGAAGCAUCAAGGCCAGAGACAAAGAAGCAGUCCAAUUCUCAGAUUACCAGAUUUGACGAAGCCAUUCAUCUUAAGGACCGAUGCAUCUAA